Linepithema humile (Argentine ant) is the source of this 1901-nucleotide messenger RNA. RefSeq names its product WW domain-binding protein 11. NCBI's taxonomy places the organism in Eukaryota, Metazoa, Arthropoda, Insecta, Hymenoptera, Formicidae. Gene Ontology annotation, biological process: RNA processing. Gene Ontology annotation, cellular component: spliceosomal complex. The record is from RefSeq and is a predicted model, not a curated record.
AAAUUUUAUGUAGUUUAUGCUAUACAUUUCAUGAUCUAACGUAAAUAACGCCGUUGACAUAAAAUUUGUACGGAAUUUUAGUUAUAGUUAAUUGAAGUGUGAUAUUAAUUGUCAAGCAAUAACGUGAAAAUGGGACGCCGUUCAAUCAACACUACAAAGAGUGGAAAAUACAUGAAUCCUACCGAUCAAGCACGAAAAGAAGCACGUAAAAAGGAACUAAAAAAGAACAAAAAGCAACGACAAUUAGUAAGAGCGGCCGUUUUGAAAGGAAAAGAUCCAGCGCAGAUUAUCGAAGAAAUGGAGAAAAUUGAUCAGAUGGAAUACAAUGUAAUGCAACCACCUCCCCUGAACGAGAAAGUAUUGAAGGACAAACGAAAGAAACUUAAGGAGACUUUAGAUCGUGUCUUAAAAAUGUAUGCGAAAGAUGAUCAAGAAAAAUGGGCGGAAUUGAAAGAGCAAUUGAUUCAAUAUGAACGUAGAAGGAUAGAUUUGGUUUCUUAUUUUGAAGCUGUGCGACACGCACAGCAAGUACAAGUUGAUGAAAUUCCAUUGCCAUCAGCAGCCAAUGAUAUAUCUAGGAUGUAUCCAGGAUCUUUGACAUCUCAGAUUCCAUUGCCAGAUAUGCCGCAACCACCUGCACAUAUGUAUCCACCUCAUCCUCAUUAUAUAUCGCAACAUCAUCCUUUGAUAAAUAUACCAAUACCACCAAGCAUUUUAAAGAAGACCAGUGCAUAUGCAACUUCUCCAUCGAUGCCUACAUUAGCACCUAAUAAGGAGCCACCUGGUGUACCACCAUUUCCACCUCCUGAUCUUUCGAGCGACGAUGAGGAUGUAGCUGAAAGUGUUAAGGAUCCUCCAGCAAAAUCGAGAACGAUAAGAUUCGCCGAUGAUAAGGAGGAUGGCAAACAAGAGUCUGAAAAUAAGGAGAAAGACUUGGAGAAAGAGAAAGAAAAGGAUAGAGAUAUGGCGAAAGUAAAGCCAACUACACUGCAACAGAAAAUGUUGGCAAUGGCAGGACAAGAUAUUGAUCAAUUUAUGCGAGAGAUGGAAGUCGUCCAUAAGAAGAGAGAGACAGAGCGUGCUCAGGAUCUUAAUGCGCGACUAUCGCUUCUCGAGGCAGAAAACGAAUCCAAUGCUAAAUCUAGUAACAACAAAUCCAGUAAUAAGGGAGAUGAUGAAGAACUGGAACCACCAGGAGCAUCGGACCAUCUCUCCGGACAUGGACAGCACACAUCUCAUCCUCAUACGCAGCAUACACAACAACAUGCCAUGCCACCGAUGGGCAUACCACCUCCAUCUUUACUUUAUCGACCACCACCACCACCGUUACAUCUGAGAAUGCCACCACCUCCACCACCUCGUAUCGGACUCCGAUUACCGCCUGGUCCUCCACCUGGAAUACCGAGAAUAUUAAGACCCGGCCCUCCAAACAUACCUCGAAUGCCACCGCCACAAAUGCAAAUAUCAAAUAUGUCGAACAUAGCAAAUUCCCAAAUGCAAACGCAGUCUGGAACAACUGCACAGCCCAAAACGCCCAAUGUCCUUUCUGCUGCGCCGCAACUAAUUAACAGAAAGGACAAAGAUGGAAAAAGUACAACUACUAUCGAGGCCAAACCGCAAAUUAGGAAUCUAGCUGCUGAUGUUACUAGAUUUUUACCAACAUCUUUGCGUGUAAAAAGAGACGAUAAGAAGAAAUCCAGCAGUAUCUCCAGAAUUACGGAAAGGUUACCGGAAGCGCAACCACUUAGAACUGCACAACCUAAGACAAAAGACGACGCAUACAUGCAAUUUAUGCAAGAAAUGGAAGGAUUACUUUGAAUUUGGAAGAAUGUAUGCUUUACUUAAAUGGAAUAUUAUUAUUAUAAGCAUUCUGUUCAAUAUACACAGUGUGUGAUUAAGAA